Thrips palmi is the source of this 2009-nucleotide messenger RNA. Its product is annotated as zinc finger protein 84-like. The record is from RefSeq and is a predicted model, not a curated record. Bases 183 to 1847 code for a protein of 554 amino acids. Lineage: Eukaryota; Metazoa; Arthropoda; Insecta; Thysanoptera; Thripidae. The transcript is spliced from 3 exons.
AUAGGUGCGAGAGAGACAGAGCGACGAAAACGACUCUCGGAAUCAGUGUGCUGCAGAGUUCAACUUAUCAAGGUCGAGUCGGUACAGCUUCGUCGCUCGGUGAGGUCCUCAUAGGCACUGCACACGUCAUCAUAACGCUGCUAGGCCUCUUGCACACGCCUGCACUAUUGGAGGUCUCCAAAAUGGCUAAUCGGUGCACCAUGUGCGACAAGAAGUUCACCUUGUUGUCAUCGAUGAGAAGGCACAUUCGCUCUCACACCGAGGAGAAGCCUUUGGAAUGCUCUGUCUGCAACAAGAAGUUCAUUCAAGGUGCAGACCUCAGAAGUCACAUCCGCACCCACACCGGUGAGAGGCCUUACGAAUGUUCCGUUUGCAACAAGAAGUUUUCUCAACCUGGGCACUUCCGUAAGCACCUCCUUGCACACACCGGCGUUGAGCCUUUGAAAUGUUCGGUUUGCAACAGGAAGUUUGUUAAGGUUGAAAACCUUAUAAGGCACAUCCGCCGCACUCAUACCGGGGAAAAAACUUUGGAACGUUCGGUCUGCAGCAAGAAAUAUAGAACGGCUGGGCAGUUAGGGAGCCACGUCCUUACCCACUCCGGCGAGAAGACUUUCGAAUGUUCAGUCUGCAGCAAGAAUUAUGGUACGGCUGGACAGUUAAGAAGUCACCUCCGUGCCCAUACAAGCGAGAGGCGUUUCGAAUGUAUGGUCUGCAACAAGAAGUUUUUUCAAGGUGUACAUCUUAAGGUGCACCUUCGCAGUCACACCGGAGAGAAGCCUUACGAAUGUGCGGUCUGCGAUAAGAAGUUUACUCACGUUGGACACCUAAAUAUGCACCAUCGUACACACACCGGCGACAAGCGUUACGCAUGUUCGAUGUGUAGCAAGAAAUUCCAGGAUGGGGGACAUCUUAAAAAGCAUAUUCGCACCCACACCGGCGAGAAAUCUUUUGAAUGUUCGAUCUGCAAUGGGAAAUUUCGGGAAGCUGAUCACCUUAAAAGGCACCUUCGCACCCACACCGGUGAGAAACCUUACGAAUGUUCGGUCUGCAACAAGAAGUUUAGUGAGGGUGGUACUCUAAAAUCCCACAUCCGUACCCACACCGGUGAGAAAAGUUUCGAAUGCUCGGUCUGCAACAAGAAGUUUAGAGAGGAUCGUACUCUAAAAACCCACAUCCGUACCCACACCGGCGAGAAGCGUUUCGAAUGCUCGGUUUGCAACAUGAAGUUUGGUGAGUCUGGUACCUUGACAAGGCACGUUCGUAUCCAUACCGGCGAGCAGCCUUACGAAUGUUCGAUCUGCAACAAGAAGAUGCGUCUAGCUGGACAACUAAAAAAUCACCUUUUGCGUUACCACACCGACGAGAAGCCAUUCGAAUGUUCGGUCUGCAACCGGAAGUUCAUUGAAGCUACAGUCCUUAGGAAGCACCUUCUUAUCCACACCAGUGAAAAGCCUUUCGAAUGCUCCUUCUGCAACAAGAAGUGGAGAAAACCCGACGACCUCAAAAUUCACCUACGCAUACACACUGGGGAGAAGCCUUUCGAAUGUAUCCUCUGCAACAAGAAGUUCAGUGAUGUCUCACCCCUUAAAAGACACAUCCGCACCCACACCGGUGAGAGACCUUACAAAUGUUUAGUUUGCAACAAGAAGUUUACUCAAGCUGGGCACCUUAGUAAGCACCAACGGACACACACCAGAGAGAAGCCUUUCGAAUGUUCGGUCUGCAAUCAGAAGUUCAAUGAAGCCGAAAAGCUCGAAAGUCACGUCCGCUCGCACAUGGAGGGGAUACCUUCCGACAGUAGGGAAACAAUCCAAGACGACACCCUGGUAUCAACCGCACAGGUGUAGCGUGUUCAAUUUAAAGAACAUAAUUGGUUCCAAUUAGCUUUUCGGAAUGGUUCUCUUACCGCAGCCCGGCAUUUAUUUGGACCAAUUUUACUGUUUGUUUUGUAAUAUCACUGCAAAUUUGUAAGUUUAUUUAUAAAUAAAAGAAAAUAUAUUGUAUUUCAA